Messenger RNA from Chara braunii, 3321 nucleotides. Lineage: Eukaryota; Viridiplantae; Streptophyta; Charophyceae; Charales; Characeae. The record is from the annotation of a GenBank genome assembly.
GGGUAGACUGUGAGGACCAUGUAGCGGACCCACCAGGUGUGGUGCUCCGCUAGUGGUAGAGAUGGAGAUGGAGGAAGAAGGGGGAGCAAGAUGACGCACAGCGCAACUCCCACGCAGGACUCCAACGCACGAACUCCAAAAAUGUGCAAGUGAAGAAGGCUUAGGUGGGUUGAUGAUAAGCACUUGGUGGGACCACCAGGCGGCGGCGCGUGAGGGGACCACCCUAACCGCGGGCGACGGGGAGAGGACCUCCAUUCCGUGGAAUCUGGACUCCAUCGCCGAGUUCAUUGCCACGUGUCCCAAGAGGGUCUUGUUCAUCCACGAAGGGCCGGUGCCUCCUCGUCGUCGGAUCUGGUCCUCUUCGGUUGCCAUCGAUGACAACGGUGACUUCGAGGUUCUACUCAACCAGGCACCGCUCAGUCUCUCCCCUGUCUUCAUGUUCGAUGAGUGGGACACGUCCUUCGGACGUCGACAUAGUUUCCCUGUCGAUGGCAAGAGCAUGUACUUCAUCGAUGAACUCAUCGAUGAGGAUGACGGCGGCACCAUACUGUUGUGCGACCGACUCCGUGAAGCCGUGGAAGAUCGAUUAAGCGACGUACGAGGAUCGGGAUCGGACGUCUAUCUGGCAGCAUUCCUCCUGAGCAAGGGUUCAAACUCCAAGCCCCAUAGACGUCCCGACCGAAGACAGAGCGACGUUAUCCUUACCUUGCGGUGGGACCUGAAAGCGCACCAGGCAAAAUCGUUUCUAACGGACUCGGCGACUUUCGGGCGGCUUCAUCACGUGAACGUUUGCGCCUUUCUGGGCUGCUGCCUACAAAAGAGGAAGUGCAUCUUCGUCGAUCCUUACGUAGCGGGCAAGAGCUUGUACGACAGCCUCCAUCCCGCACUUGAAGAUCGAGAAAGAGAAAUACCAGGAGCAGGAGGCGGAGGAGGAGGAGGAGGAGGAGGAGGAGGAGGAGGAACAGGAGCAGCAACAUCAGCAGCAGCAGCAGCAGCAGCAGCAGGAGGAGGAGGAGGAGGAGGAGGAGGAGAAGGAGGACGAGGAGGGGGAGGAGGAGGUGGGGGAGGAGGAUCAGGAGAAGGAGAACGAGCAGGAAGAGUGGGAACAUGGGGCAAGCAAGCAAUGGCAAAGGAAGGAGGAGGAGGAGGAGGAAGAGGGUUGUGGGGAGAGGGAGGUGGUACAGAGGACGGAAUAGAAGGUCAGCACAACCGUCUCUCCUCUCCACUUACACUGAGAGUAGCGUGUCGCCGUUGCGCUUACAAAUUGCCAGAGCGCUUCGUUACCUUCAUUACGAGGUUCACCAACGAGUUAUCGAUGGGGAUGUACAUUGUAGAAACGUGUUGUUGGGAGAAGGAGGUGGUACAGAGCACCGACGCCGAUUGGGCGACCAACACUCUCGUUCUAAAAACGAAGUGUGGACAGACGUAUCGCGUACCUUUCAUAGGUACCACGGCGACACCGCGCCCCRAUCCUCCUCCCCCGGAGCCUUCAGUGCSYACACCAUCUCCCUCUAUCACUGUCACCUCGCCUCGGCAGUUCGCUCACUUCAUUCGCCAGGACGACGUCACCUUCUUUAUGGUGGACGUGACGGAUCUCUUACACUAUGAUCCACCCUGUCCCGACGCCGAGCUCAUCCCUCCCGAGGCAGAUCCUCCCUUUAUCUCCAUGGCUCCCAUCUCUACUUUCGUCCCUCUGCCAUCCGUCGAGUCCACCCCGCCGUCGCGCGCUGACGCUAACGCUAAGGAACUCGCACAAUAUACGGCUGACCUGGAGCCCGCAGUUCGUAACCUCAUCCGAGAGUACCACGACGUUUUUCCAUCGUCGUUCUUGUACGCCGGCAUCCCACCGAUGGGUGACGUCGAGCACUCCAUUCAGCUUGUGCCUGACUAUCGUGUUCACCACCAGGCACCCUAUAGACUCUCGAUUCCCGAGGCCACCGAACUCAAGCGUCAGCUUGAGGAACUCCUGAGACURGGUUUCAUUAAACCCAGCAAMUCCCYGURGGGUGCACCMGUCCUCUUUGCUCGCAAAGCGGAUGGAACUCUCCGUCUCUGCAUCGACUAUCGCGGUCUCAACCGCUACACGGUUAAGAACAGCUACCCCAUGCCUCGUUCUAAUGAGUUGUUCGACCGCCUAGCAGGCAACUGCUUCUUUACGAAGAUUGAUCUUGGUAGCGGUUACCAUCAGAUCCGCGUCGCUGCAGCAGACCAGCCGAAGACAGCGUUCCGAUCCCGCUUCAGCCACUACGAGUUUACGGUGAUGUCAUUCGGCCUUACCAAUGCACCCGCCACCUUCCAGAGGGCGAUGAACGACAUCUUCAGGGACAUCCUGGAGCAGUAUGUUCUCGUCUACCUCGAUGACAUCCCGGUCUACAGUCGUACCCUUGAGGUACACCUCAGACACCUCCGCGAUGUCCUUGACCGCUUGCACAGACAUGGCUUCUACGCCAAGCUGAGCAAGUGCCGCUUUGCCCAGCACAAAGUGGAUUUCUUAGGACACUACGUGUCUGACCAGGGUCUCCACAUGGACGACGCGAAGACCACCGCUAUUCCGGAAUGGCCCGCCUCCACAUCCGCCAAGCAGCUUCGCAGCUUCCUAGGCCUGACCAGCUACUAUAGUAACUUCAUCCGGGGAUACGCUAGGUAUUCCUACCUACGUGUCCGAGCAGUAGCAGAGUUCCAUGACCAGGCAGCCGCCGGUGAUAUGGGCUUCCACAAGACGUUGGCUCGUGUGAGCCGCCUGUACGUCUGGCCGAAGCGCAAGGACUUUGUGAAGGACUACGUCGCAGAGUGUCCCACCUGUGUGGAGGUGAAGAGUGCGAACCACCUGCCUUAUGGUUUGCUCCAGCCUCUUCCUAUCCCUGAGGGUCGUUGGCAGCCCAUCUCGAUGGACUUUAUCGGUCCUCUUCGUCCUCCAACCCCUCGCGGUCAUGAUGCUAUCCUGAUCGUCGUCGACCGCUUCACGAAGCGUGCACGCUUUGUUGCGUGCCGCUAUGCCAUCAGGUCACGUGAGGUCGCCGACAUCGUGUUUGACCGAGUCGUGCGUGACUACGACUUACCUCUGAGCAUCAUAUCUGACCGUGACCCGCGCUUUACCAGCCGAUUCUGGCGACGACUCCACGAGGUGUACGACACUCAACUCUGCUUCUCCUCGUCUUACCAUCCUCAGACUGAUGGUCAGACCGAGAUCACGAACAGGACUCUCGAAGAUAUUCUUCGAAAGAUUGUUUGUGACGACCAGUAGUGGGAUCGUCAUCUUGCCCACGUGAAGAUAGCCUACAACCACGCCUUCUCGCCAACCACGGGGAUGUCGCCUUACUA